This is a messenger RNA of Medicago truncatula (barrel medic), 462 nucleotides long. RefSeq lists its product as uncharacterized. Gene Ontology annotation, molecular function: nucleic acid binding. The transcript has a single exon. The record is from RefSeq and is a predicted model, not a curated record. Lineage: Eukaryota; Viridiplantae; Streptophyta; Magnoliopsida; Fabales; Fabaceae. Bases 1 to 462 code for a protein of 153 amino acids.
AUGAUUGGUAGGAUCGAACCAAAGGCUUCAAAUGGACAUCAUUUCAUUAUAGUGGCCAUUGAUUAUUUCACCAAAUGGGUCAAAGCAGCAUCUUAUGCCAAUGUGACCAAACAAGUAGUAGUCCGGUUUAUCAAGAAUCAGAUCAUCUAUUGCUAUGUUGUUCAUAACAAGAUCAUCACGGACAAUGGAACAAAUUUGACUGACUUGUGUCAUGGACAGUUAUAUCAAAAGAGGAUGAAACAAGCAUUCGGCAAGAAGGUUCGCCCCCGCGAAUUCAUGGAAGGAGACCUCGUGCUCAAAAAGAUCUUAUCUUUUCAACCGGACUCCAGGGGCAAGUGGACGCCUAAUUAUGAAGGCGCGUAUGUCGUUAAGAGAGCCUUUUCCGGUGGUGCAUUGACUCUUGCAACUAUGGAUGGUGACGAAAUUCCCCGUCCCGUGAACACCGAUGCAGUCAAGAAAUAG